Mesorhabditis belari is the source of this 1926-nucleotide messenger RNA. NCBI's taxonomy places the organism in Eukaryota, Metazoa, Nematoda, Chromadorea, Rhabditida, Rhabditidae. The record is from the annotation of a GenBank genome assembly.
AUGCUUAUUUUAUUUGUAAAAUUUUCUCUAAUCUCUUCGAUUUUCUCAAUAUCGAGCGAGCUUUGCUCACCGCAAGCCCUCGUUUUUCGAGGGACUGAUUUGAUCAAGAAUGCAAAGGGCCAAAUCGUGCUCGUCUCCUUUCAGCCACUCCAAUGUCCCAAAUGCAUAAAACAACUCGAAAAAUUGGCGGCGGCAGCUCUAACGUUUCAUGGUGUCCGCUUCGCCGUUUUGGCCCCACACUGGGAGAAUUACGUGGUGAUCGGGAAAGUACAGACAGAAUUCCCGCGAGUACUCAUCGAUAAAGACGUCGAUUCGACCUAUGAAAGACUGGGGAUCCAGGAGCACGAGAUUGCACUGUUUGACAGAUGUGGCCGUUUAGCCCACGUGAUCCCAUCGACUCGAUCGGAUCUCUCACAAUUCGACGACACUUUUGGUGCACUAAAAUCGGCUCAAACGCAUGCCGUUUGUGGAUGGUGCAGUUAUGGAAGCUCACAAGCUGAGUCAAUCUCCGAAAAAGCCUUGCCAGAGGCCCAUAUUAACGGUGGCCCAAUCCGUGUCGCUCGAAACUAUGGAUCCUCGUCGAUUCGGGGAUUUGAGAAAGUUGAUGUUUGGCUGAAAGCGCACACAGCGGUUGACUACGAUCGAGCACCGAAAGAUCAGGAAAAAAGGAGAAGCUCUCACUCCAAUCCCCUGCCACCGACUUCACCGACUUACAGUCAACACCGCUCCUCGCCGAUCACCAACUAUGAAUUCCCUCAAAGAUCUCUACCGGAAUAUCAGCAGAACUCACAUCAACAACAACAACAGAAUCAACAACAACAGAAUCAACAACAACAAUAUCAACAACAAAAUGCCCACUACCAGCCUCAACAUCAACAGCCACAGCCAAAUCCGCCCAAUCGGGAUCGUCAAACUCCGCCAGUGACCCGCCAACCACCGCAGACCCCGUUGAACUAUCGGGGAACUGGGCAUCAAAAUCAACAGCAAUACCAGCAAAGACAAGGUCAACAAGUUCAACAACAAAAUCCGCAGAACUAUCAGCAGCGAAGAGAUCAAGAACGACACGAACGGGAAAGAACAGCGGAUCGGUGGAGCCAGCAACAACAACAACAACAACAACAACAACAACAACAACAACAACAACAACAACAGCAACAACAACAGCAACAACAACAGCAACGACAGUACCAACAACCACGACAAGAACUUCCGAAUCCGACUAGCUUCCCGAACCACCCACCUAAGACAACGCAAAUGGUGAAAACGACGACCACGCAGCCAUCAAAAUUCAUUGAGGAAGACUAUGAUUACUAUCUAGCAGUCGGUGCUGCUUCGACCACUGAGGCACCUGUUCAGACUCAAAUCCCCCGUCCAUCCCUGCAACCCUGGUGGUCGGCUCCACCACCGACAAUCCCCAUGCAACAACAGAUCUCAUUGUUGGGAGAAGAGAACAUUCCGUGUACUGCUUACACGGAUGAUGUGUGCUUUCAUCAGCAAGAAAAAGUCGGCACUGCGCACAUCUCGAAAUGUUGCUCAAAGCGGAUUUACUUCACCGAUUUGUGCGUGCCCGGCAAAUGCUCGAAUUCGACGAUUCAACUCUGCUGUAUGCAAAAGUUUUUGCAGUCUCGAUACGGUUGUUGCAAUGACGAGAGUCAAUCCGAUGCAAACACUCCAACCGACAAAUUCAGUCGCUGUUGUCAUGAUGCGUUUAUUGUAGAGGAUGACUGUUGUCCAAAAUACGCGGCGAAAACAUACUGGGAAAGCGCGCACGAGCUGUGCUUUCCGAACACGAAGAUUCACCUCGAAAAAGUGCGAAUGGAGGUGCGCUUCUCGGAGGGCGUUCGCGUCGUGGAUCUCGGCGAGAAUCGCUUAUGGGAUCACGAGUGUCCAUUCGGCAUCAAUCGACAACAAUACGCUUAUGUACCU